Molecule: messenger RNA, 1308 nt
Organism: Pipistrellus nathusii (Nathusius's pipistrelle)
Lineage: Eukaryota; Metazoa; Chordata; Mammalia; Chiroptera; Vespertilionidae
Source: the annotation of a GenBank genome assembly
AUGGCGGCUCCCUUGGCCCUGGUGCUGGUGGUGGCUGUGACUGUGCGGGCGGCCUUGUUCCGCUCCAGUCUGGCCGAGUUCAUCUCCGAGCGGGUGGAGGUGGUGUCCCCACUGAGCUCUUGGAAGAGAGUGGUUGAAGGCCUCGCACUGUUGGACUUGGGAGUGUCCCCAUAUUCAGGAGCAGUAUUUCAUGAAACUCCAUUAAUAAUAUACCUCUUUCAUUUCCUGAUUGACUAUGCUGAAUUGGUAUUUAUGAUAACUGAUGCACUCACUGCCAUUGCCCUGUAUUUUGCAAUCCAGGACUUCAAUAAAGUUGUGUUUAAAAAGCAGAAACUCCUCCUUGAACUAGACCAGUAUGCCCCAGAUGUGGCCGAACUCAUCCGAACGCCAAUGGAAAUGCGUCACAUCCCUCUGAAAGUCGCCCUGUUCUAUCUCUUAAAUCCCUACACGAUCUUAUCUUGUGUUGCCAAGUCUACCUGCGCCAUCAACAAUACCCUCAUUGCUUUCUUCAUUUUGACCACGAUAAAAGGUAGUGCCUUCCUCAGUGCUAUUUUUCUUGCCUUAGCGACAUACCAGUCUCUGUACCCACUCACCUUGUUUGUCCCAGGACUCCUUUAUCUCCUCCAGCGGGAGUACAUACCUGUGAAAGUAAAGAGCAGAGCCUUCUGGAUCUUCUCUUGGGAGUAUGCCAUGAUGUACGUGGGGAGCCUAGUGGUGAUCAUUUGCCUCUCCUUCUUCCUUCUCAGCUCUUGGGAUUUCAUCCCCGCAGUCUACGGCUUCAUACUUUCUGUUCCAGACCUCACUCCAAACAUCGGUCUGUUUUGGUACUUCUUUGCGGAGAUGUUUGAGCACUUCAGCCUCUUCUUCGUGUGUGUGUUUCAGAUCAACGUCUUCUUCUACACGAUCCCCUUAGCCAUAAAGCUGAAGGAGCAUCCUAUCUUCUUCAUGUUCAUCCAGAUUGCCAUCAUCUCCAUCUUCAAGUCCUACCCAACAGUGGGAGAUGUGGCCCUCUAUAUGGCCUUCUUCCCCGUGUGGAACCAUCUCUACAGAUUCCUGCGGAACAUCUUUGUCCUCGGCUGCAUCAUCAUUGUCUGCUCCCUGCUCUUCCCGGUCCUGUGGCACCUCUGGAUUUACGCAGGGAGUGCCAACUCCAACUUCUUCUAUGCCAUCACACUGACCUUCAACGUUGGGCAGAUCCUGCUGAUUUCUGACUACUUCUACGCCUUCCUGCGGCGCGAGUACUACCUCACUCACGGUCUCUACCUGACGGCCAAGGACGGCACAGAGGCCAUGCUUGUGCUCAAGUAG